Messenger RNA from Cygnus atratus (black swan), 3594 nucleotides. It is a transcript of the gene DLGAP5, whose product is annotated as DLG associated protein 5. NCBI's taxonomy places the organism in Eukaryota, Metazoa, Chordata, Aves, Anseriformes, Anatidae. Gene Ontology annotation, biological process: chromosome segregation; mitotic spindle organization; signaling. Gene Ontology annotation, molecular function: microtubule binding. The coding region runs from base 76 to 2592 and encodes 838 amino acids. The transcript has 20 exons. The record is from RefSeq and is a predicted model, not a curated record. Gene Ontology annotation, cellular component: cytoplasm; spindle pole centrosome; nucleus.
GUCGGGAGGUGAGAUUUGAAAGUGAGCGGGGAGGCGGCGGGGAGCGGGGCGUUGAGGCCGGGCAGGAUAACCAAGAUGGCUGCUACAUCCCAGUUCGCCAGUCGAUACAAAAAGGAUUUGAGUACAGAAACCAUCAGAACAAAAGUUGCUCGCAGAAAAUCGGUGCUUCAGAAGGAGAACAGACACAAGUUGUUUGAGAAGGGCAGACAGUUUGGAUUGGCAGAUGUCAAUGUUCAGUUAUCGAAAGACAGAGGAGUCUCUCAACGAAAUGAGACAAGUGAGAUGUGCUCUCAAGAGAACAGCAGUGUGAAACAGAAACAACCUACAGAUGCAGCCACCAAGAGGAUUAAUGAUCGCAAGGAAAUGCUGCAACGCUAUAAAGAAGAAAAGGAACUUCGAAAACUAAGAGAGCAAAGAGAGAAAGCAAAAAAGGGUGUGUUUAAAGUUGGGUUGUAUAGACCUACUGCACCUGGAUUUCUUUCACUUGUACCUGAAGAUCCUGUGACAGUGAAGCCAAGGGAGAAGGCAGCUCCUGCUUUCUCUGGGAGGAUUACUCGAUCAAAGGCCAAGAACCAAGCAGAAAAAGCUAUGAUACCAACAACAUCUAAGCCUUCUACGGUCUGUGCCAACGGGCAUAGCGUGCGCCCUACGCAAGCAGGAUGUAAACAGAAGAGUACAGACAAAAUGGCUGAAAAAGGGAAAGUGUUGCAGACUGCGGUCCAGACAGCCCCAAAUGUAAGAAUCACCAGAGCAGCCUCCUCUGCAGCUAGGCAGAUGCCAAAAACUACUGCUACUGCUGGUAACCAGUCACAGAGAAAGACAGCAAAUGUAGCAAAGGAGAAGAAAGCAGUCAAACCUGGUGUCAUGGAGGUAAUUCCUUUCGAACAUAAAGUGAACGAAAAUGCUCAGCUGGAUCCAGUGACGUGUUCAGCAUCAGAACUUAGAGAGGAACAGACGUCUGAAGAAAAGAACAACUCUGCUCCAGGGAGACCCAGAACACGCUCCUUUGCACCUCAAAACUUUGUGUUUCAGCCAUUAGAUGGAUUAACAACCUACAAAGUUAAACCCAUGACUCCUUCUAGAGCAAAUGCCUUUUUGACACCUAACGCCUUCUGGGAUUUUUCAAAAUCUCCAGUUAAUAUAGUUGAAAAAUCCAGUAAAACUAGGUUUUUCUGGGAACAAGAGCCUGAUUCAAAAAGUCAAAUUUCACCUUUUUUUAAAGACCUUCAAGAGCAGCAAAUCACUACAAGUCUGAAAGGAGAACAAGCAAGAGACUCAGAUGAGAAGACUUCCAUUCAGAGAUCAAAUGAAACAAUUCCUGUCUCUACAGAUGUGAGAGCACUUGAAACAAAGUCAGAUGAUAUAAGAGAGCAAGAGCAUGACGUGCCCUACUUCAGAAACAUUCUUCAGUCUGAGACAGAGAGGCUGAUGUCUCAGUGCCUUCAGUGGGAUGGAAAACUUGAGCUGGACAUUCCAGAGGAUGCUAAAGAUCUCAUUCGCACAACAGUUGGUCAGACAAGACUGCUGAUAGCAGAAAGGUUUAAACAGUUCGAAGGAUUGGUGGAUAACUGUGAAUUUAAACGGGGUGAAAAAGAAACAACAUGCACAGACUUGGAUGGAUUUUGGGAUAUGAUUUAUUUUCAGAUUGAAGAUGUGAAUAAAAAAUUUGAUAAUCUGAAGAUGCUUCAAGACAAUGAGUGGCAACCACUUGAUGUCCCGAGCAAAGAAACUGUCAAGAAAAAGACUGUUCCAAAUGGGGUGUCCAAACCAAAGCUGGGAGCAGCUGGAAGAACUGCUGCCCGAAACAGACUUGCUGCUGUAAAAGCAGCUAUGAGGGACAAAAUGAAGAAUGAUGGAGCUGCUGAUUGUACGCAUCAGAAUAAGCUACCAGAGGUAGAAAAAGUGGUUUUUGAAGCAGGAUUUUUCAGAAUUGAAAGCCCUGUGAAAAACUUUCCAGACUUGCUUUCAAAGAAACCUCAUAGAUCUUCCCAGCAGACUUCUGAAGAUCUGGCGACUCCAAGAUCAUCCAGCAGAACUUUGCAGAGCAAUUCUUCUCUUCUUUGUAACCCCGAGGAUACAACUGCAAAACAAACAACGCCAGCACUCAAAGGCUUCCAGCCAGCACAAAAUUUGAAUACGCACCAAUUUACCACUGGAAAAACUCUCCCUAGUGGUUGUCUUGAACACAGCGCUUCCCUAGAUGCACAGGAACCCACUCCUGUUGCUGACACAGUGGAGGGAUCUAAGGUGCUGGAAAAUUCUAACAGGGAGUUGAAAGUAAUGGAUGGCAUGGAAGAGAUGGAACUAUCGGCACCAGAACAACAGGGACAAGAUGUUGUCAUGGGCAGCCCAGAGAAGGAGGACAUGUGCACAGAGACUAAUUUAUCUGAGUAUGGAGAACCAAAAAUACAACAACCAGAUGUUUUGUGUAGUGAUUUGACAUCCCUUGACAGAAAUCCUUUUGAUACGCCGAUGCUGGAUGGUGAGCUGCCCUUCACUCCGGUCAAGAACAAAGUCCAGAAGCUUGCAGCAGCUGAAACGUUCAGUGACCUUAUUGUAUUUUCUCCUCUUCCUUCCUCUGGGGAAAAAUGAGUGACUUGAAAUUCAAAAUGUACAAGACUAGAGAAUGACUCAGAGGGAACAUACUUUAUUACCAGCCUGACUCAUGUGGUGAACUCGCCAAUAAAACUCCUCCCCACCCUGAAACUGGUCUUGACUGAGAAGUGAGGAGUUGAGAGAAGCAAAAGGCUCAUGACUGGUGUGAUGCAGUACAUAACGCAAGUACAACGUGCAUCUCCCUUGAGACAGAAGUGUGACAGGAUGUGCUGAUUUGGACCACCCUCAGCAGCAGCUGGUUGUCAUGGCUUCCUUUGAUGCAAGUGAAGCUUCCUUUGAAGAGAAGGAAGGGGGUGACUUUUCUAGCCACAGCUCAGGGGGAAGAUUUUGGUUCCUUCAGGCUUAUCUCUGGACCUCCCGAAAUACCUUGUUCUGGUCAGAUCAGAGGCUGUUGAGUUUUCCGUGUCUUCCAGUGUUGCCUAGUGGGCAGCUUCAGUGAAGUGACACUGCUGUGACUCAUGCACAACCCCUUCACAGCUUGAUCUUGCAAUUCCUGCCCUUGUGGUUCCCCUGGGGAAAGAACUGAAGUCCUCUGCUAUGCUACUUUAAUUCCUUCAGAGAAGAAGGAAUAACUGCUCCACCUGGCAGAUGAACUGAGGCUAUCUGGUACUUAGGUAAGACGGGGCUGAAGAUUGCUGCCCUAAUUCACAGGACCACUGCCUGUAUGUUGCAGACAGCUUUCCCACAUACUUCUCUCCUUACAAAUCACAAAUGGGUCAUAGUCAUUAUCCUCUGGCAAAGAGAUUCAAUCGCUACAGCAAAAAUUCAGCUACUUCCACCUUUGCGCUACCUUUGAACUCUGAGCUUGCUGGAGGAUAUUGUCUUUUAGUUUCUUAGUCAAAAACUAACUUUACUUGUGAAAGUAUUUUAUUGCCUCAAAAUAUUCAUGUACAACACCAACCUUACAACCUCUUACAACCUUAUUAUGAGCACUAAGUUUGUGAUUAAAUUACAACCUCUUAAUUAUAUCAUGGUAGU